CCGGGUCGCGCGCAGCCUGAGGCGGGUGGCGAGCCGGGGUUUCGAGGAGCAGGGUUUGCUCUGGGGGCGCUGGGAGCGCUGCCUAGGAAUGCAGGUCCCUGGGCCUUUCCCAGGGAGGCCGGUCUCUGGGGCUGCGUGUAUUUUAAGACCCGCUCCUCCCCCACCCUUGGGCAGGUUCCGAAACCGGCGCCUCUCAGUGGGUCGUGGCCCCUUCAGUCGCAAGACGUGGGAUGGCUGCACUUGGCCUGGGCGAGGUGGCAGGGACCGCUCCCCGCUUGAUAGAACAAAGAAUUAGCAGGCAGCUGGAAGCCCAGUCCCAGAAUGUCGGCCACCUGCUGUUUGCCUUUUCCUUCCUUUUUUUCUUUCUCUGACUGGUGGAAGAUGCUUUUGUUUCUUAGCCAGCUUUGAUGGCUCUCUCCGCUUUGCUUCAGGACCCUGAUGAAAGGAAGGCAGGCAGGACACCUGCCACGUGCUGAAUACCCGCCAGGUGUUGGGGGUUGUGCAGCAGGUCCUGGGCCUUUGCUAGCCCCGUUUGAGAGGAGGGAAAGGACGGCAGCCUGUUCAGGAUAGACUCAGGAUCUAGUCUCCAGGGUUGGUGGAGGGAGUACAGUCUGCAUCUCGUAGGGACAUGAUUGUGUGUCCCCUUCAUUGCAGCUGUCUAUGACGUCACGCCUUCGCUGUCUGCUUAGAAACUUAAGUCCUUGUAGUAAAGUUCUCCUGGGCCCUUGGAGGUUCAGGCUAGGAACCACUUGUCCUCACUUAAUUCCAAGCACGUUUGUGUGCUCACUUCUUCCUUUUAGAACUAAAGACAGGUUUUUCUGCCUCUAGUUAUUUGUUAACUUAACAGACACCUCUGCAGUACCUGCUCAGUGUCUGGUGGUGUGGGGUCCUGGCCACUCAGUGGGAAGAAGACCGGGGCCCUCCCCUCCUGGGUCACAGCUGAUGCCCCAGGCGUCACCCCACAGUUACAGGUGAUGACAUGGGAGGGGUGCAGGAGUCUGAGGGCAGCUGAUGGGGGCACCUGGUUGAGCUGAGGCAGCCCAAUGAGCGCCUGUCUGCGGUGCUGACAGAGCAGAGCCCUGGCAGGAGAUCCAGGAGGAGCCGCCCAGAUAUCCCAAACAGCCUGUGCAGAGGGUCGGGAGCUGAGCCAAGGCCGGUGUGGCUGGAGUAACCCAGACCAUCAUCACCCACCUUUCAUCCCUACCUGCCUGGGCUUCUCAUGGCCUCAGCCUAGUGGGACACCACUCCAAGGCCCCAGCCCUGAGCAUUAGGGUCUAGUGGUAGCGAAAAGCUCCAAACGGGCUAGACAGAUGGAAUCCCAGGUUUCCCAUGGCUCCUCUGAGAAGUGAGGGUCUGAGACAGGAGAGCGGGGCUUGCAGGGUCCAGUGCCACUCCUAGGUCUGACCUGUGACCCUCCGGUCCCACCAGGUGGAAGGUCUAGGGAAAUGUGAUACGGAGCCCAUGGUGUUUUCUGAAAAGUGGGUCCUUGGCCCUCUCACCACCCACUGGCCACCCUGCAGAGCCAGGCAACUAGGCAGGAGCACAUGUGGUUCUCUUAAAUGCGGAUGGAAGGCAGGUCUCAGGCCAUUGAGUCAGACAGACCUGGCUUGGGUCCUAGUGCUGCCUGCAAGCCUGUGGAGCCUUGGUGUCCUGGUCCAGAGAGUGGGAGGGAGCAAAUGUGUUCCUUGCAAGAUUGUCACCCUGGAGAUGUGGUGUGACCUCACAGAUCGCCCUGUGGGCACUGACACCUCUCCAAGUGGGCAGUCUGGUCCUCAGGUUUUGAUCCAGGUUCUGGUGGCCUGGGAGGUGGGGGUGGAACAUCUGGUUGCAGCUGUGCAUUUUCUUUGGGAAAAUAGUCUCCCUGCCUGGUGUGUUCAGUUGGACAAGAAAUUGAGCACUUGUGGGAAGUUAGGCUCAGCUUGGCCAUGACCGGCUGCAUCUUGCCGUGUGGGUCUCACUGGGCAGCGCAAGGGACAAGCCUUCUGACCGGAGGGGUGUCAACACCCACUGCCCCUUCCUCCUGGGGCCCAGGCUGCCUUUCAGUCCUGCAUCCAUCUCAGGCCCUGGGCUCGAUGCCGAGCACUGGCUCCCGUCCCCGAGGCCAGCCAGGCUCCAGCCUGGGAGGUUCUGAUGUCCACAGGCCUUCAGGGCAUCCCUGACUCAGCCCAGAGCACCCUCCGGCCUGGGGCUCCUGGCUGCCUGUCAGUACAGAUCUGCAAAACUGGUCUAAAAAUUGAGAUAUAAUUCACAUUACAUACAAUUCACCCUUUAAAAGCGUCCCGCUCAGCAGUUUUUGGGCUGUUCACACAGUUGUGUCACCGCUGUCUAGUUCUAGGACAUUCGCAGAGCCCCAGAAUGAGCCCUGUGCCCCUUAGUGCCACUCCCCAGCCCCUCCCCCGGCUCCUGGCAACCCCCAAUCCACUUUCUGUCUGGGGUUCAUUUUUUAACACCUUUGUCCUGGUAGGAGUCACAUGCUAUACAGUUUGCCUGAGUACACCGUCACCGCUGUUCCCAUAGAGCAGCUUCCUCAGCCUAAGAGGAGCCCCAGACCUUUCACUGUCACUGCUCGGCACCCCAUUCCCUGGCCCGAAGCCCUGCUAACCUCCAGUCUAUUUCUGUCUCCCUGUUCUCAUCCAUCGUCUUAAGCACAAAAGCAGCGAAUAGGGGGACUGGAGGCAAAGACACAAGGAGUGUCUCUUGGGGUCCUUUCUGUUGCCGAACCUGAAGCCAAGUGGGGACCCAGGGUCCUUUCUGCUGCUCCAGGCACGCGGCUCAGGUCACACCAGCCAGCACAGAGUGUGGUAGAAAAGAGGCUCUUCCACCAGAGUCUGGGGCUGUGGUGGAGGGGCUCCGAAUCCCCAGCCGUGGGGGCUGCCUGUGCUGGGCGCCUGGUCCCUGGCCGAGCCACUGGCCCGGUCCAGUGGGGCUGUGAUGGGCUCCACACUGCCCUCUACCAUCCCUUGUCUGCGGGGCUGGAGGGGGCAUGCGCUUGCUUGAAUUAGGGGCUCACCCUGAAAAUUUUCCAGGGGAGGUCGACAAAACAAAGCUCCUUCUCAGCUUAAGGCUGUGAGUGACAGGGAUGUCCUAGACAGGCGCGAGGCCUGCUGGGCACCAUGCAAGCGCAGGAGAUGUAGUGAGUGUAGUUAACUGGUGUCAGUAUGUUCAUGGAGUUGUGUGGCUGCCACUUGUGAUUAGAAGAUCUGUGACCCCAAAAGGAAGCCGCAGCCCCCUGUGUCUGUGGACUGGCCUGUUCUGGACAUCUCAAAUCCAUGGAGUCACACACUGUGUGUCCUUCUGCGUCUGCUUCUCUCACUGAGCGUCGUGCUCUCAGGCCCAAGCGGGAAGAAGUUUCGGAGCAAGCCACAGCUGGCACGGUACCUGGGGGGCUCCAUGGACCUGAGCACCUUUGACUUCCGCACGGGCAAGAUGCUGAUGAGCAAGAUGAACAAGAGCCGGCAGAGGGUGCGGUACGACUCCCCCAACCCGGUCAAGGGCAAACCCGACCUGAACACGGCCCUCCCGGUCAGGCAGACCGCGUCCAUCUUCAAGCAGCCAGUGACCAAGAUCACCAACCACCCCAGCAACAAGGUGAAGAGUGACCCCCAGAAGGCCGUGGAACAGCCCCGGCAGCUCUUCUGGGAGAAGAAGCUGAGCGGCUUGAAUGCCUUCGACAUUGCAGAGGAGCUGGUGAAAACCAUGGACCUCCCCAAGGGUUUGCAAGGCGUGGGGCCCGGCUGCACGGAUGAGACGCUGCUCUCGGCUAUCGCCAGUGCCCUGCAUACCAGCACCAUGCCCAUCACCGGGCAGCUCUCGGCCGCCGUGGAGAAGAACCCCGGGGUGUGGCUCAACACAGCCCAGCCGCUCUGCAAGGCCUUCAUGGUGACUGACGAGGACAUCAGGAAGCAGGAGGAGCUGGUGCAGCAGGUCCGCAAGCGGCUGGAGGAGGCACUGAUGGCCGACAUGCUGGCCCAUGUGGAGGAGCUGGCCCGGGACGGGGAGGCACCGCUGGAUAAGGUGGGCGCCGACGAUGAGGAGGAGGAUGAGGAGGAGGAUGAGGAGGAGGAGCCGGACCAGGACCAGGAGAUGGAGCACGUCUAGAGCAGAGCCUGCCCCGCCCUGCCCUGCCUGCGUUGGGCCGCCUGCAGGCUCGGCCCUCCUGAGUUGGGACCAGGCUCGCUGGCCCGGCCCCUCCUUGCCCUGCCCAGGCGUGCCCUCCCCGCCAGGCCUCGGGGGCGCGGCUGAAGGACGGUCUCUAACCUGCCAGGCCCCCACGGCUGUGUUGCUCUGAAGGGGCCAGGUCUGUAGGCACCAGUUGCUCCACGCCAGGCUCAGGCCAGCCUGGUCCCCGCAGCCACUGCCACCGGGCAGCCUGCGAGGUUCCCCAUGGGCCUGGGGAAACAUUUUCUGGAACGGUCUCACUUCCGACCUGUGCACGUGAUGGAUGAUGUUCCGGACCACGUGUCCACCCUUCAGGAGAGGGUGCAGGAUGGCUCUCCGGUGCCCCGAGCUGGGCAGAGCCAUGGCGACUCGGAGAGUACCCGAAAGCAAACGGCACAACCCAGACGUUUUCCUUCAAUAAACCCGUGGUACAAACGAGGCUGGACGUCCACGUGGCUACUUAAGCUUCUGUGUUUGCUGCACACGGACAGGACCUUGGCCUUUGAGCCUGAAAAUCUCAGUCUGCAGCCAGGCUGGCGCUGCCUGAGGGUCAGUGCCCUGGACGAACUGCUUGCGGCCAGGAGCACUGGUGGCCGGACUCGCUGGGCCAGGGCUCCGCGGCAGCGCUGCCGCCCACCAGCCUCCAAGCCUCAGCUUUGCCUGGGAGGGCAGGACCAGUGGUGCCCAGCUGGUGGGCUUGGGGCCUCAUGCUGCCUGGGGCCCAGGGAGCAGCCUCCGCGGAACGUUGGGCAGGGAGGCCGUCGGGGACGUGCUGCCCCCCCCCAGCGCCAAGUGCCCCUGGUGAGGGGGGUGUCCACUGCUCUGAGUGGAGCCUGGGCCAGCACCCUCCCCUCGGUCCCAGGAUGCCCUUGGGGUGGCCCUGGCACUCCAUUGGCCCAAAGACACAAGCUGUGGGCCAGUGCAUUGCCAGUGCAUCCCCAGUGCCCAGCAGCCCUGCAGCCGUACUGCUGGGAGGGGCCCAAGUCGCUGCCUCCUUUGACCAGACACCCUGUGCUGCGGUGAGCCUGCCAGGCAGGGUGACAGUGGGAGCACCUCGGGGCUGUGGCUUGCCCCUCCCUCCAAGGACACUGGCCUGGAAGGUCGGGCUGACCGCAUCCUCCCAAAGCACAAAGCCCCUAGGACUGAGCGCUGGCCUUUGGGGCUGCAGUACCCAUCCAGGGCCGGGCUGCCACGACCCCAGGAAGGCCCCUCGGCCCAGGCUGCAGCACUGAGGGGGAGCCUGGUGGAGCCGCGGGAGGCCCCUGUGUGCAGCGCCGAAUAAAACACGUCCUGCA
Molecule: messenger RNA, 5453 nt
Organism: Vicugna pacos (alpaca)
Lineage: Eukaryota; Metazoa; Chordata; Mammalia; Artiodactyla; Camelidae
Source: RefSeq, a predicted model, not a curated record